AUGGCUGCAUUCACCAUUACACGAAAGCAGCGUUUGAUGGCUACUAUUGCCAUUUCUGCGGCAUUCUUUGUCGCAGAGUUGAUUGCCGGAUGUUAUACUCACUCUCUGGCUCUUAUCGCCGAUGCUUUCCACUACCUCAGUGAUCUAGUUGGCUUUGUGGUGGCCUUUGUAGCCCUCACGGUAUCCGAAGGAUCUCAACCACCACCCAAAGAAUUUACAUUCGGAUGGCAGAGAGCAACUCUUCUCGGCGCAUUCUUUAAUGGCGUCUUCCUUGUCGCUCUCGGCGUCAGUAUUCUUGUCCAAGCGAUCGAGAGGUUUACUCACACUCUCCAUAUUGAUGAGCCGAAAGUGGUGCUGGUAGUGGGAUGUGUUGGGCUCGGGCUGAACCUGCUAGUGAUGUCAUUUCUUCAUGAACACGACGACCAUGAUCACGGACACGGGGAUGGCCAUUCCCACAGCCAUGGUUCUCACGAUGAUGCUGCUCAUUUCGACGAUGAAGCUUUCAUGAUGGUGGAUGACCCCGAGAACAGGGCGGAAAGUCGCAAGGUUUCAGUGACUAGCAGCCACCAUGAACAUAAGCAUUCUUUUGUCGCCCCCUCCAAGCCUGGGAGAGAUCUCGGAAUAUUUGGCGUCUUCAUCCACGUCGUCGGGGACGCGAUUAAUAACGUCGGAGUCAUCGUCUCUGCAGUUAUUAUUUGGAAGCUGGACAGUCCCGCACGGUACUAUGCCGAUCCGGCCGUUGGCAUCUUCAUCGCCAUCAUGAUCUUUUUGACUGCAAUUCCUUUGACCAAAAAAAGCGGCAGCAUACUCUUGCAGAUCGCCCCUGGAGGAAUCGACGUGGAGGACGUCAAACAUGACAUUGAGAUGAUUCCUGGUAUUGAGUCGGUACACGAGCUUCACGUCUGGCGCCUCGAUCAGCGGAAAACUGUUGCAUCGGCACAUAUAGUGGUUGACGAUAGAACCGUCAAGCACUUUACCGAAAAGGCAAAAAUUGUCAUGGAAUGUCUGCACGCGUACGGCAUUCAUUCCGCGACUCUUCAGCCAGAGAUCCUUCCCCCCAUCACAGAGCAGCAUGUUGAAGAUGUCUCGAAUGCCAGAGAGACAACAGUUCAUCGGCGUCGUCUUAACCGAUCAGGUUGCCAGUUGGUUUGUGGCAGUGUCUGCGGAGGGAUGAGAUGCUGCAACUGA
Molecule: messenger RNA, 1188 nt
Organism: Metarhizium brunneum ARSEF 3297
Lineage: Eukaryota; Fungi; Ascomycota; Sordariomycetes; Hypocreales; Clavicipitaceae
Product: Cobalt uptake protein COT1
Biological process (GO): zinc ion transmembrane transport; intracellular zinc ion homeostasis
Cellular component (GO): membrane
Molecular function (GO): zinc ion transmembrane transporter activity
Source: RefSeq, a predicted model, not a curated record